Messenger RNA from Xenopus laevis (African clawed frog), 1951 nucleotides. It is a transcript of the gene yipf4.S, whose product is annotated as Yip1 domain family member 4 S homeolog. Gene Ontology annotation, biological process: vesicle fusion with Golgi apparatus; endoplasmic reticulum to Golgi vesicle-mediated transport. The record is from RefSeq and is marked predicted. Gene Ontology annotation, cellular component: Golgi membrane; cytoplasm; endomembrane system. NCBI's taxonomy places the organism in Eukaryota, Metazoa, Chordata, Amphibia, Anura, Pipidae.
GCUAAUUCCUCACACAGCUGAGGAGCAGGAAGCGUCUCACAGGGGGAAGGGGCGGAGCUAAGGAGUACUGCUGCUCUGAGCAGUAGAACAGGCUUGGGAUGGUCCAUUAUUUGAAGGGGUGCUGACCAUAAGAUGGAAGCCUUUUAUAAGCUUAUUGCAGGUUCUCAAAACAAUAGAUAUACAUGUGGCAAGAGAAUAUCUUUUAUUAUCUACAAGUACAAGUACAAGGGAGGCAAACACCCCGCUUGCCCCUAUGUGUGACGCUCCUCACACCCCCAUUGAUCUGAGCGGCUCUAUAGCGCCCCCUGAUGUCAAGUUAAAUCUCGGCGGAGACUUCUCCAAGGAAUCCACGGCCAGCACCUUCCUGCGGCAGAGAGGCUACGGGUGGCUCAUGGAGGUUGAAGAGAACGACCCCGAGGACAACAAGCCCCUCUUGGAGGAACUGGACAUCGACCUCAAAGACAUUUACUAUAAAAUCCGCUGUGUCCUGAUGCCCAUGCCGUCCCUCGGGUUCAACAGACAGGUGGUACGAGACAACCCAGAUUUCUGGGGACCCCUCGCCGUCGUCCUUUUCUUCUCCAUGAUUUCCUUGUAUGGGCAGUUCCGAGUGGUGUCCUGGAUCAUCACAAUAUGGAUAUUUGGAUCACUGACAGUGUUCCUGCUUGCGAGGGUAUUGUCUGGAGAGGUGUCGUACGGGCAAGUGCUGGGAGUCAUAGGAUAUUCCCUGCUGCCCUUGAUUGUCAUUGCGCCUGCACUGCUGCUGCUUCGCCCCUUUGAAAUUGUCUCCACUGCAAUAAAGCUCUUUGGGGUAUUCUGGGCUGCAUACAGCGCUGCUUCUUUAUUGGUCGGGGAGGAGUUUAAGAGCAAGAAGCCCCUUCUGAUUUACCCCAUCUUCCUGUUGUACAUCUACUUCCUGUCUCUCUACACCGGCGUGUGAUUGGCUGAGAUGUGUAUGUUUGUGUAUGGAUCUAUGGAUACUGGAUUGGUGAUGGCCGGACUCCGGGACAAAGCUCUGGGUGACACAGAAGUGAUUACAAUUAAACCCCAAUUUGUGUCCUGGGGGCCCUACUGCAUAUUGUGGUGCAGGCUCCUGGGAUAUUAAAAGGAUCUACAAGGAAAGUCUCAUGAUACUUUUACAUGAACACAAAUCAAAAAGUCUUCUCUUCACCACACUGACACACGUGAGCCAAUCGGCUGCUCAGUAUAAGGUAUAUGGCUGAGAGAAGUGGUCCGUAUAAAUAAAACUGUAUCUAGGCCAUUGCUUCAGCCAGUGCAGGAGGGCCGCAAGUUGUGUAAUGUAAAUAAAGAGUUAAAUGUAUGAUAAUCUUCAUGUGGCACUGGUGUUACUGGUUCCUCCUGCGUUUUCAGUCUUGCCUUAGUGACCAUUGUCUCUCGCUGGCUGUGCACAGUCCUCCUGUUGUUUUAUAACCCCCCUCCCCAUGUGGCAUGGACUAUUCCACACCCAGGAAAGCUUAUUGGAAGGUCACACAUUGCAGAUCCUGCCCUCCUGAUUGUGGGACCUGCCAUCACAUGUGCCCUUAGCCGUAAAGGGGUGCUUCACCUUUAUGUUAACUUUUAGUAUGUUGUAGAAUGGCUUAUUCUAAGCAACUUUUCAGUUGGUCUUCAUUAUUUAUUUAUUUUUACUUUUUGAAUUAUUUGCCUUUUUCUUCUGACUCUCUUCAACUUUCAAAUGGGGGUCACUGACCCCAUCUAAAAAACAAAUACUCUGUAAGGCUACAAAUGUAUUGUUAUUGUUACUUUUUAUUCCUCAUCUUUCUAUUCAGGCCUCUCCUAUUUAUAUUCCUGUCUCUUAUUCACAUCAGUGCAUGGUUGCUAGGAGAAUUUGGACCCUAGCAACCAGACUGCUGAAACUGCAAACUGGAGAGCUGCUGAAUAAAAAGCUAAAUAAGUCAAAAACCACAAAUAAUAAAAAAUGAAAACCAAUUGCAAA